AUGGGGAUUAAGGCUGUCGUCAGCCAUAUGCAGAGCCAAAAACAUAAAACGAGAGAGACAAUUGCCAGGAGCCACACACAGACCCCAGCCAUUUCUACGUUUUGCAUCUCUGCCCCGGCGCCACCGCCGCAGACGGUCCGCGCUGCUAGCACUGACCUGAGGGUAGCAUUUGGUGCGACACCAACACUGAAAGCGGAGGUGUUGUGGAUUCUAAACACAGUGGUCAAGCACCAGUCCUACAACUCGAAUGAGGGGAUAGGAGAUCUCAUCGGUUUGAUGUUCCCUGACCCUCAAAUCGCGAGCACCUUUACUGCUGGAAGGGACAAAACGGCGUAUAUAACUCGCUUCGGACCAGCGCCUUUCAUCCGAAACGAGCGAAUCUGCAGCGUCAACAAGGCUGAUUUUGUUUUGAUAUUUGAGACGUUGAACCACGCCAAUAAAACUCAUUCAACACCAUCUUACUCGGAUACAGCAUCUUCCCUCACGGAUACCAUAUCACUUUCAUCAAGCGACAGUGACCUAAGGGAACAUGGUAUUCCUGCAGGCCGCAGUAGAUCCAGUAAAGAAGACAUGGGCAGUUCUGCAGCGAAAGAGAUGGUUGAAGAUGCCUUGAAUAGGAAGCCUGGUGGAGAGGAUAUCCUUGAAGAAUACAGGGGAGAAAAUUCACUAAGCCACCGCACCCGGAGACAGCUUGUAAACAUAUUGGCAAGUGAUAUGACCGAGAGACAUGGCAGGUUUCCCUCCCGUCAGCAAAAGGAGAAGUAUGCCCUAGGAAUUAUUACUGUCUUUCCUUCACUGAAGGAUCCCUUUUCUCCAAAGGGCUAUGUCAAUCAAGACUUCCUGCUGCUGUUUGGUGCUGAAACAGCCACCAAGUUGCUUGAAAAGUGGGACACCUCAUUCAAGCCAAAAGUCAUCAAAGAGGCCAAACAGCUGACUCCGUCAACUGACCUGUGUCAUUUGCUAAAAGCUGCAGAGAAGCUUGCAGAGAAUGGGAAGAGGAGGACCAAAAUAAGUCCAAGGGAUGCAGCAGACAAAAUGGUGCACUUUCACAAGUCAUGCUGCAGCAUCGAUGAACACCUGCAAGAAAGAGAUGGCAAACCAUACAUCCUUGCAGUCGGCCGAACCCAGAGCAGGAUUGACACCUUUUACAUCGCAGUGGACAAACAACUCAUCCCCUGCCAAGCCACCAGCUCACUGGGUGCUUUUGAUGAACUUUUCAAAUCCCACUACGUGUUCAACUUAAAUUACGACGAGUCUCUGGUUCAUUUCUACAGUUUUGUGCAGACUACCAUUUUCAACAUUGACGCUACCUCAACAGACGAGUCACCGCGUGUUCGUGAGUUGCGUGCUAAAAUUUUGAAUGAGAACAAUGUUUAA
This is a messenger RNA of Anoplopoma fimbria (sablefish), 1377 nucleotides long. RefSeq lists its product as uncharacterized. Lineage: Eukaryota; Metazoa; Chordata; Actinopteri; Perciformes; Anoplopomatidae. The transcript has 7 exons. The coding region runs from base 1 to 1377 and encodes 458 amino acids. The record is from RefSeq and is a predicted model, not a curated record.